This is a messenger RNA of Xiphias gladius (swordfish), 4843 nucleotides long. It is a transcript of the gene prox3, whose product is annotated as prospero homeobox 3. Gene Ontology annotation, cellular component: nucleus. Bases 425 to 2809 code for a protein of 794 amino acids. Gene Ontology annotation, biological process: regulation of transcription by RNA polymerase II. The transcript is spliced from 7 exons. The record is from RefSeq and is a predicted model, not a curated record. Gene Ontology annotation, molecular function: DNA-binding transcription factor activity, RNA polymerase II-specific; RNA polymerase II cis-regulatory region sequence-specific DNA binding. Lineage: Eukaryota; Metazoa; Chordata; Actinopteri; Istiophoriformes; Xiphiidae.
GCGAGGAUGAUGCCAGCCACAGAUAGAUGGGUUGGCGAGGGAGGGAAAGAGCCUGCACGGGGACACAACUAGGGAGAAGAGGAGGCGGCUGAAGGUGAGAGUAAAACUGAGAGAGUUGCGGAACAAAGAACAAAUAAAGCGGAAAGGGGGACGGGAAAUAGACGGACACCCCCUGCUGGCCGGUUCCUCUCUGCCCGUACUGAUGUCCGAGGCCCGUCCGGUGCCAUCUGAAGACAGUCGACCGAGGCGGAGCGCACAGGAGCGGCCACUGGAGUGGAACGCUUCGGGGGACGGACGCCGCUGGAGCCCUUGCCCGUGACUGAGACUCUACACAAGGACAUUGCAGCACAUUCUUAUUACUAUUAUAGCGAAAGGCCAAGGCCGUGUCCUUUGAUAGAACGGUGACCUGUUUUGUUGUCCAGUGAUGGAUUCCCCCACAGAUCAUUUCCGUGACUCUGCUCCCCAGAUACAUGCAUUUGCUCCCACUCUCAGCUCUACAGAUCUCCCUGGAGUUCAUUCUCAGCCCAGUGCAGGUCGCCCUCCUCCUGCCUUUAGAUCUCCUGGCUUUCCCCUUAUCCAUCACCUCCUCCAGGGAGGUGGAGCAUCCAGGAGGAUUGGCGGGCAACACAACACAAACCUGAGCACACACAGGAACCUGGAAGAUGGAAAUUUGGAGGAAGAUGGAGGAGUGAGGGAUGGACAGGUGGAGCAAGGGAUGGAAGGAGGGGAGGAGGGAAUCCUUGAGCGAGAGGACAGCUUGUUGGAAGUUAAGAAGAGGCACAGUGAUGCUGCCCUUGCAGCAGAGUGGAGUCAAGACGUCUUGAAAUUGAAGAGGAUGAAGCUGGAGAGCAGACAAAGAGAUGGAGAGGCCGAUGAGGGAGGUAGGAGGCGUGAGGGAGGGAGGGAGGGUAAGAGACGAGAGAAGGAAGAGCUGAAAGAGCAGCUGGAGGAGGCAAGAGAGAGACUGCAGGCCCUGCAGGAGAAAGUAUGGAGGGCUUUUGGGGAAAAGCACAUGGUAGACGAGGAGAAGAAAAGGAAGUGCAGAAAUGGAAACGGAGAAGUAGCAGAUGGGGGAGACGGAGAUGUGGGGAUGAUAGAAGAGGAGGACAUUACAGAAGGCAUGUAUGAUGAAGAGGACAUUGAUGGUGGAGAGAUGGAAAAGGAAGCCUUUUCCCUUCUUUCAGCUUCCCCUUUUGAUAACUUCCACACUCACAAGCGGAGAGAAGAGAGGCCAAAAGAGAGAGAAGGGAGGAUGGAGGGAGGAAGAGGAGGAGGAUUGCACUUGGAGGGCAUGAUGGAGGGAGCAGGGCUGUGGUUGGAUUGUGGAGGACUGGUAAGAGGAGACUGGGAUGGAGGGAUAGAAGACGAGGGCGAGGAGGGAGGGCAGAAGUUUGCUCAGGCACUGAAGCUGGAGCUGGGCAGCGCUGUGGCCCGAGUCAUCGACCGAGUUCUCCGCCUUUACACUGAAACAACAGAUUUCACUCCUUCCUCUCCCCCUGCCGCCAUCUCUUUUCUCCCAUCUGAUGUCAGAAAUGAUGGAGGGAAGGAGAGGGGAGUGUGGAUGGGAUUAUUAACAAGAGGAAGAGGGGAGGAAAAGGUUAGAGGUAAGGAGGAAAAGAUGGGAGGGCAGGAUGGAGAAAGAGAGAAGCAGCUCCAAAAGAUGAGCAAUGGGAGCAUCAUGCAUCCGGGACAGCCACAUCGCACUGAACCAUCAGAUCUGACGAUGCCACUGGCUGUUCAAAGGUCACCUGACAUACGAAAGGCCCACCCACUCCUCGGCCCACCUCUCUCUACUCACCUAAAUCCCUCUCACCCAAACCUCUCCCUGCAUCACCCUUCUCUACCUCGCCCUCCUCCUCUUUCUCACCCUCCCCUCUUACCGCCAGCUUCACAACCCAAGGACCCCUCCUCCUCCUCUUUCCAUCCAUCUUCAUCCUCCUCUUCUUCUUCCUCCUCCUCCUUCCCCGCGCCUCCCCCUCCUCCUCCUCCCACUCUCCCUCUCCCGCUGUUGCACUACUCCAUGCAGCAGCUCUUCUCUCGCUCUCUUCACCACCCUCAGCUACCCCACCUUCCCCCAUCCCGCAAGGACUAUUUGAACAAUGACCCUUUCUUGGAGUUCUCGUCUCACCCCUCAUCUCACCCCUCCUUCCCCCCGCUCCCCUUGCUCGGUCACCUGGACCCCUCCUCCCUUGCUCGUCAUGCUCAUGGAGGCAGAGAGAGGGAGAGAGGGAUGAGAGGAGACGGAGGGAUGAGAGGAGGGGGAGGCAUGGACGGAGGAGAGCUCUACCUGACCGCUGGGGGAGUAUACACCCAGGAGGGCUUGUCUCCCUGUCACCUGAAGAAAGCCAAGCUCAUGUUCUUCUACACACGCUAUCCCAGCUCCAACACACUCAAGACGUACUUCCCUGAUGUCAAGUUUAACCGCUGUGUGACCUCCCAGAUGAUUAAAUGGUUCAGUAACUUCAGAGAGUUCUUCUACAUCCAGAUGGAGCGCUUUGCACGACAGGCUGUCCGCGAGGCUCUCACUCGGGACGGUGCACCUCGUCUGGGCCGAGAGAGUCAGCUGCGAGUGGGCCGCGAUACAGAGCUUUACCGCAUUCUUAACAUGCACUACAAUAAAAGUAACAUCUACCAGGUCCCGGAGAGGUUUAUUGAAGUGUCAGAGGUGGCUCUGAGGGAGUUUUAUUCAGCCAUUUGGACUGGGAGAGACAGCGACCCCUGCUGGAAGAAAGGGAUUUAUAAAAUUAUCUGUAAGCUUGAUAGUCCUGUGCCAGAUGCCUUCAGACUGCCUGGUUGUCCCGUCGGCUGAGGAGUGAACUGCUUUGAUCUGGUACACUUAUCCAAAUGCACAAAUGCAUGCACAAACGCAAUCUUACCGAAAGAAGGGAAUAAUAUACAAGCAUCUUUGACCUGUACCAUCUCAGACUGUGAGAAUUUGUAUGAAGAAAUCCAUUCAGAUCAGUUUUCGUAUUCAUUAUUCAUUCAUUUUGAAGGAAAAAGUUCAUUUAAGAUAAUAAAAAUGUUUUUGCUUGGAGUAGUGCGUAGGGCAAGACACAGAUAUGCAUAAAUGGACAGGCACACAGGGUCAAUGGUAGACGGACACUGGAACAAAGAGUCUUGUGACUGCACUUAUCAAAGAACGUGACCAUACCAUUGAAUUAGAAUGGACAGAACAGGAAUUCCUUCUCCAAACAUCCCUCACCAGUCAGCUGAAUUGUGAAAUCUCAGUGCUGCUCCACUGGCUCCAUAAAACUAUUGUGAAAAUAAGGAUUGCUGCAACCGCAGAGACGGAAUGGACAGAGAGGUUUUCAUAACAAUGUCGUGGAAAUAUGCAUAGUCACUGUACAUGUUGUGCCACCAUGAGGUGGCAACAGUUUUCAGAUGUGUUGUUCACGUUUGUGAGCCAUGCUUUGGCUUCACAUUAUUAUCACACAUGAAAAUAUGAUAUGCAUUCCCCGGCAACCUCUUGUAAAUUACUGUAAUUCCUGAAAAAUGCCCUUUUAUGCAUCCAUUAAGUAAUCAAAUAGACUGCUGACAACUGUUUACCAAACAGGGGUGCUACACGAAUACGUGAUUCAAAGACUUUCGGACAAAGAGUCCGCAACCUGAGGACAUAACAAGUUUCUCAGAUUAGGUGAUUGGUUCCAUUUCCCUCAUCAUCCCUUUCCCUUGGAGCAGAGUGCAGUGUUCAUACUCUGAAAAUUCUAAUAUUUUUUUAAGAGAAAGCAGUACCAUUUUGGUGCGAAAUCACAACACAAACAGUACGUAACAAUCGCACCUAACAUUUCAGUGCUACUCUCCCUCAGGGGUGUUCACAGUUUUACAUUACAGACUUGUCAAAACAUCGAAUAUGAUUGUUGUUUGCUAGAAGUGAACUCCUUUUGUUGCCUUGUAGGCAUGCUUCUCUGGAGUGUCUGAACUACCAUUUUCAUUCAGUGUGCCGCACAGCUCCUACAUUUUAGAUAGAUAUUUUUACAAGGCUGUGAGGAUGCUUUCCCCUUCUUCGUCUCCGACGACAUGAGGCUGUUGUGUUUGCAGACAUCUGAUGUAGAUUCUUGUAUCCAUUUCAGAAAUCGGGCUUGAAAAUCUUCAAAGAAAACAUUAGGACUUAUAGGGAUUAAUGUUACAUAAUAUAUUGGUUAAUUUGGUCAAUUGUAAGUUUAUAAUAAAUGAAGUUACCCUUGUUUCAUAGAACUAUCAGGUCAGUGGUUUCAGUCAGUGGAUUUCCUUUGCUUGUGUAUCAAUCUCUCAUUUUAAUAUUACAUUAUUAUAAAGCUUUUGUACAUGAUGACACAGUGUAAUCAAAUUGUAAUGAAAAUUCUCUCAAGAGGGACAGUAUAUUGAAUUUAAAAUAGUCAAAUUAAUUAAUGUUUUGUUGUUUCCUUGAUGUACUCCUAUUGUUGAAAUACUUAUGUUUUUGUAUUCCUUUCAUGUGAUACUAAACUAAAUAGGCCGGCUUCACAAUUAGUAUACAGUAUAUCGACAUUUGUUUCCACAAGGUAUUGAGGAAACGUUCACUCUAUCUACCGUACAUCAUGACUCUUUUAUCUUGAAGACAAAUGAGUUUCUGUUCAUGAAAAUGUUGGUUGACUGCUCCAGAUACAGGCCUCCUCUUGCUUAAUCACGGCUCUGUGAAACCAAGCUCACAUGUAAACUAUUUGUGAUGUGUUUUCAAGUGCAUGUUUCCUAUAUUUCAAUUUUGCAUUGUAAUCUCGUAUCUUUCUCUCAUUGAUUUUAUUGCUCGCUCUUUUAUAUUGUACAUACUGUAUUCUUUAAUGUAUAUCUGUGCCUCAUUCAAACUUUGGUGAAUUUGGAUGUUUAAACUUAUCAGUGAAUUAAAGUG